GUUAGUAGCAGCCAUGCGAUUAUCGUUGUGGUGAUUGUGAUCUUGAGGAUAGUUGCUGUAAAUGGUAUAGACUUGAUAUACACGUAACACAUUCUGUAUACACAUUCACAAAGAAGUUUGCGACUGUGAUAUGAGUAUCUUGGAUGACACGGAAGACAGCGGAUUAGAAACUAUGAGUAUGAACACACCAGAUAGCCACGAAGAACCCCCUAAGCUGGAGCAAGAAGCUGGCCAAGGCGACCCAGUGUAUGACGGUAGCAUAAAAGCAACACCAGCAGUUCCACACGAAUCAAUACAACCAAGAAUCCCACAACUUGUAAGGGAUGAUGAAGAGGAGGGUGAUGACGAUGAUGAAGAUGAGAGUGCCUGGGAAAGAUUAGUGGGGCUCACAGAAAUGUUUCCCCCAUCACUAAGAAGUGGUGUAUCGUCACUGGUAACGAAUUCUGUCGGUGGCUUGUUUGGCCUGUAUGGCGUCAGCAGAACAGUAAUGUGGAUUCUAGUUUCUUCCUCUACGGUUCUGAUGGCACCUGUGAUAUUUGAGAUGGAAAGAUCACAGAUGGAACAGGCACAGUUGGCUCAACAGAGACAGAUCCUGCUGGGACCCAGUGCAGCAGUAUCAGGGCAGCAUGCAAUGCACGGGGGAGCAGCAGCAGCAGCAGCCCACUGAUUGCCCUAGUAUGCGACUAAAUCCAUGUUUUAAAUGAACAUCGAUUAUUGUUAAUCUUUCCAAGUUAAGCUCACCAUAUAGAGGUUGUAUACUCCUGCUAUACACAUGUAUGUCUUAUUCUAAUAUUUGUGCCCGUAAAAUGUUGCACGAAGUAGAGCUGUGUUGUUUUAAGCCCAAACGUUAGCAUAUAACAUGCUUGGUUGGGUUUAAGAGUUCGUCAUACACGAUAUCAGCUUGUAGUAGCUGUAAUCGGUCGAAAUUGUUAAGUUAGGCAGAUCUCAUUGGCGUGCUGUACUUCCUUUUUCGGCGAACAUUCCCGUUUGUUGAUUGCAAAUUUCCAUUGAAACUUCACAUACAGGAAAAAGUUUUAAUUUUUAAGUUAAAUUUGUGAAUUAGAUAUUGACAAGUAGUGUUAUAUAUUUUGUCAUCAGAUCUUCCUCACAUAAAAGAAGCAUGUCCAAAAACA
This is a messenger RNA of Priapulus caudatus, 1133 nucleotides long. Its product is annotated as mitochondrial import receptor subunit TOM22 homolog. The record is from RefSeq and is a predicted model, not a curated record. Lineage: Eukaryota; Metazoa; Priapulida; Priapulimorpha; Priapulimorphida; Priapulidae. Gene Ontology annotation, biological process: intracellular protein transport. The coding region runs from base 131 to 667 and encodes 178 amino acids. The transcript is spliced from 4 exons. Gene Ontology annotation, cellular component: mitochondrial outer membrane.